Molecule: messenger RNA, 1442 nt
Organism: Mytilus californianus (California mussel)
Lineage: Eukaryota; Metazoa; Mollusca; Bivalvia; Mytilida; Mytilidae
Product: carbohydrate sulfotransferase 9-like
Exons: 1
Coding region: 1-1125 (374 amino acids)
Biological process (GO): carbohydrate biosynthetic process
Cellular component (GO): membrane
Molecular function (GO): sulfotransferase activity
Source: RefSeq, a predicted model, not a curated record
AUGGAAAAUGCAGAAUUUUUAGGGUAUAAAUUCAAUACUGAUUUUCUGUAUUAUCUUUUUGUAGGACGACCAAGAACUACGAAGUCAAGUAUUGAUGAAAACAUGAAUAAAAGAAUAAAACUUUUAAAACAAAAUUGUCAGCGACUAAAGAACACUAAAGAUUCCAGUCCAAUAUUUUCACGUGGGAUACCAGUAGCUAAUACAAUGAGCACGCAUCAUAUAUGCAAAGUUCCAAAAUGUGGAUCAACUUUCUGGACUGAAGUUUUUCUGACAUUAAAUAACGUGACGCAUGUGGACAAUUUGGGGAACCUAACCAGAGAUAUGAUUCAUGUUGAGUUACAAGAAAAAAUAGUUUCAAGGAAUUUAAACGCAAGAUCGUCAGACACAUUGUUAAUUAUUUCACGAGAUCCAUGGAAAAGGGUAUAUUCUGCGUAUAUGGAUAAAAUAUAUCAACUUCAAACAGCGUAUAGAGACCAAAUUAAACAAAUGGUUGGUAAGCGCCGUGGAUAUUGCGGAGAAGUUCCAACUUUUGAACAAUUUUUAAAGUACAUUGUUGAUCAAUCUAAAUACAAUCUACUCGAUCCACAUUGGAGACCUAUAAGCUCACUUUGUAGAGUUUGUAGAUACUCAUAUAAAUAUAUAAUGAAAAUGGAAUCAUUUGAAGAAGAUUCAGCGUACGUCUUAAACAAAAUCUUACCUAAGAAUUCGGACAAAAAGAAAGCGUUAUUUUCAAAGCUAACCGAUAAACAAGAUUAUUUGAAAGGAUUAGUUAGAAUGUUUACAUCACGGUUUCUAGCAAUGAAGGACAACUGUCUUAGUUUCAUCGACACGAUGAAGAGACUUUGGUAUUUGUUACAAUCUCAAGGGUUACUAAGUGACCGAGUGAAUUUCUCCGCAAGCUUGUUUUUACAGUUGUCUGCAGUUAAUGAAAAAGAAAUAACUGAAUUGUUUGUUAUGAAAAGUAAAGAAAUGAUACUUUCAAACGCAGAAGAGCAGCAACAAAGAAACCGACAUUUUAGAGAAGCGUAUGCCUCAGUAGAUGUCAACGUUUUACUCAACAUACAAAAAGUGUAUGAACACGACUUUAGACUGUUUGGUUACAACAUGCACCUAACGUUGGAUUAAUGUCAAAGUUGUAGACUUUUGAGAAAUUAUUUUCCUUACUUUAUUUAUGUAUUUGAAAAUACAGGAAGAACCUUGAUCAUUCAAUGAUGAUUUCAAUUGAAUAAUUCAUAGGUAUCGAAUGUUUUUAUGUUUUUUUUGUGGUUUUUUAUGCCUCUGAUGUACAUGAAUUGAUCCAUGCCCGGACUAUUGUUACAGCUAUUAAAGGUAUCAUAUUGUUUUAAAAAUCUCCACAAGAACUUCCAUAAUGUAUUUUGUUAAAUAAAAGAGGCAGAUGGAAUAAGGGCUACAACUGGAACCACAAAUUGUGAAAAAAAACC